GCUCGACAUGAAAUUGCUUUCUGCACCGAACCACAUUCCCGUCUUGCUCCUGACUGCCUCUUCGUCACCAUUUGGGCCCGAUUGUCCCGCACUGGGUAAUUACCCGAUGGUUCCAUCGUGUAUAGUAAUAGAGAGACUCUCAGCAGCCCGUCCGAGCGUAUCCAGUCUACCUAUUUACAGAUGAAGUCCCCCCCCCCUUCUACCUAUGUAUAUUAGAAAGCUGGAGUGGAAACGAUGGAGAACCGACUCUUACGUUUUGAGCACAUGUUCGGACAACAACACAACAAAAUUGCAUGCUCUCAGUGUACCAGGGGGGAUGAGAGACAUGUGCAAGAGGGGGGACGCGAUUUGGGGAUGAGAUUGCGACCCGAAGACGGACAAGCGCCUGUGUGAAUGACGAGCUGGUAAUCUCGGGGGUAAGGGGCCAUCCAGGUCCGGCGUCCCGGUUCCCAGCGAGUGAUGCGUUCGUUGCUCUAAUCCACAAGCGCAAGGGGG
Colletotrichum navitas is the source of this 495-nucleotide messenger RNA. RefSeq lists its product as uncharacterized. The transcript has a single exon. Bases 8 to 184 code for a protein of 58 amino acids. Lineage: Eukaryota; Fungi; Ascomycota; Sordariomycetes; Glomerellales; Glomerellaceae. The record is from RefSeq and is a predicted model, not a curated record.